Molecule: messenger RNA, 1706 nt
Organism: Adelges cooleyi (spruce gall adelgid)
Lineage: Eukaryota; Metazoa; Arthropoda; Insecta; Hemiptera; Adelgidae
Exons: 6
Coding region: 278-1594 (438 amino acids)
Biological process (GO): protein deubiquitination
Molecular function (GO): cysteine-type deubiquitinase activity
Source: RefSeq, a predicted model, not a curated record
AAAGUUUCAAGUGUGAGACUUCAGUUGUGCGUUUAAUUGGUUUUCAUUCGUUCGGCUUGUAGUGAAAAAAAGUAAUUGAUUUUUGUACUUCUAGUUUGCGCAGGCAUAUAACAACAAUCUCAAAAACAUGUGUAAACAGUGGUCUUGUUUUUUGCUUUUAGCUUACGCAAACUCGCUAAACGCGCGAGAAUACCCGACACUUUAGUUUUGAAGUUGUCGGGUGCAUCGAGUUGUUUUGAAAUUGAUAUUUUACUCUUUACAAUCACAACAGUUCUAGAUGUAUUCGGGAAUUUGCAUGAUAUCACUGUGUCUAUGGCAUUUUCAUGCCGUGCCGUUGACAAAUGCUGCUGGCGAAAUUUUUGCUGAAUCCCUUGAUUUUAGGAUGUGGAAUGAGUUUCAACGAAUUUAUGUUCGCCACGAAGCAGGCCAAAGUAGUACAGGCGCAAGCACGAGUAAUGCUAACGACGAUGUAGUGGUUGCCGCCGGGUCGAGUAAUACACGCCAAGUCGGAUAUUUCAAUCCCGUCGAUCAAUUUUGGCAGUACGAAAAGUGUAGACAGUUGAAGUGGAAACUCGUGAAAUAUCUACCGUGCAAUCAAACGGCGAAAAUUCUCCAUUAUCCGUCGCUGACGGUCGAAGUUAGAGCAGACGAAUAUUGUUUUUACAGAGCAUUGUCUUGUUGGGUGUCCGGCACGUCGGACUAUCAUCAUAUGUUUCAACUACAUGUGCUAGAAAUAGUCAAGUUCGAUCAACGCAUUAAGACAUUUCUCGGAGAAGAAAAUUAUGCCGCACACUUGAUUUGGACAUCGCAAAACGUUUGUACGACAGAAACAGAAAUUGUCGCGGCCUCUAUUCUCCUGAAUACACCGAUAUAUGUGUAUUCAUACUAUGAAGAGACUUGGUAUUUAUUUGACCAGAACGGAAAAUCCAAAAGCCCACUGACGAAAGAGGACAAGUGCAUUUAUCUUCAGUAUAAAUCAAGAAACACUUAUAAUUUAGUGACAGAUGUGAACUCCGAUCAAAGCCCAGGAUCAAUUAGUUUGAAUCCUGAGAGGGCAACUAUAAGAUAUCAAGAGGAAAAAAUCCGAUACUUCAAUCCUAUCGACGAAGCUUGGCAACAAGAAAUGUGUAAAAAAUGGGAAUUCAUAAUCGAACAGCUUUCCCAGUAUGACGUUCCAACAACAGUUCUCAAGUCCCCGAAGAAAUGUGUAGAAAUACAAAAAGACAAAAAAAGUUUCUUCAGAGCAAUUUCUUAUUGUUUGACCGGUGCCGAGAGACAUCAUAAAAUUAUCCGAAAUCGUGUAGCUGAAGAAAUUAUUUUUAAUCGUGCUAUUCAAGGAUUGUACCCAGGAAAUAAGUUCAUAAGCUUUAUACACAAUGAUUGGGCAACUAAAGAAGAAAUAAUUGCUUCGGCAGUUCUAUUGAAUACAUCGAUAUUUAUCUACUCACACGACACACAGACAUGGGAUUUAUACAACAAGAACAUUGAAGAUCAUUCGGUUCCGCUGAAUACAUUAACUGAAAAGUGCAUUUACCUAAGGCAAAAGUCUCCAAACGAGUAUGAUGUAGUUCAAGAAGUAGAGACCUUUUUAUAAUGCUUCUAAUUAUUUAAACUAGAAGUUGUAAUUGAGAAAAUUUGUGUUUAUCAUUGUUGAAAUCGUUAAGUUGUAUGUUACAUUAUGUAAAUACAAUUCCACUUAUUUAUAA